GAGCCCGGCUAAGCCUGAAGCAGCUGUGGGGAGGGUCCCAGCUGAUAGAGGGAGCUGGUAAAGCCCCCGCCCCCCUCUACCCCCGCGGGUCAGCUGCGAGCACACAGUUAGGGGGGCGCAGCCUUGAGUGCUGGACAGCGGGGGAGGAGGGCUCUGCUCUGGCUUGAGAGCCUGCCCUCCAGCUCCAGCCUUUGAAGGGAGCACCCGGUGCGGAGCGGGGAAGGAGACCUCUAGUCUUAUGGACCAGGGCUGCUCCCUGCGAGCCUCCAGCCCCCAGUGAAGUGUGCCCCCAAUACACGUCCCCAGGCUCGGCUGUGGCCCUAGGUCACCAUGGAGGUGCUGGAAAGUGGGGAUCAGAGCCUGUUCCACUUGGACCGCAAGCUGAGCGAGCUGUCAGAGCCUGUGGACUCCGAAGUCCUGCUGUACAACACGCACUUCACAGAGUUCCUGGAUGAGUUUUCACAGGAUGUCCUAGGCCACCUUUUGAAUGACCCCUUCUUGUCUGAGAAAAAUGAGAUGAUGGAGGUGGAGCUCUCCCCGGCUUCCCCAGCUCCUCUCAUCCAGGCAGAACACAGUUACUCCUUGUGUGGAGACUCUCGCCCCCAGUCACCCCUGACCCACAUAUCAACUGAUGACAACUUCAAUGAAGCUGAUCUGGAAAAUGAGGAAUGGUGUCUGAGUGCAGAGUUGACUUCAUCAUCCAUAAAGACUGAACCGGUAUUGUGUGAGGCCUCAGGCCUUACACCUUCAGUCAGCCUCAAUGUCACACCCACGUUGCUGGAAGGUGAAGAUGACCAGACAGAUGACACGAGUAAACCAUUGAGCCAGAAAGUUCUUCCAGAGAUUAAACUGGAGCCACAUGAAGUGGAUCAAUUCCUGAACCUCUCUUCUAAGGAAGCAGUGAAUUUGCACUUGCCUCCAACCCCUCCCAGCAGCCAUGGCAGUGACUCUGAGGGUGGGCAGAGCCCAACCAGAUCCCUUCCUCCAUCAAGCCCAAUCCAACUACAAGCCACAGCUAAAGUGACCUCACGUGCGGCUUCAUCCCUCUCCAAUUCCCCCCUCCUGACAGCACCACAUAAACUUCAGGGGACAGGUCCACUGAUCUUGACAGAGGAGGAGAAGAGGACUCUGAUAGCAGAGGGGUAUCCUAUCCCUACAAAGCUACCCUUGACAAAAGCAGAGGAAAAAGCACUGAAGAAAAUCCGCAGGAAAAUAAAAAACAAGAUUUCUGCCCAGGAAAGUAGAAGAAAGAAGAAAGAAUACAUGGACAGCCUGGAAAAAAAGGUUGAGUCCUGUUCCAAUGAAAACAGUGAGCUGCGUAAGAAAGUGGAAGUCCUAGAGAACACAAACAGGACACUCCUGCAGCAGUUGCAGAGACUUCAAGCCAUGGUUGCUGGCAAAGUGUCUCGAUCUUGUAAAGUAGCCAGCACACAGACGGGGACCUGUCUCAUGGUGGUGGUGCUGUGUUUUGCAGUCAUUUUUGGCAGCUUCUCCCAGAGUUAUGGACCUUAUCCCUCUGCCACAAAGAUGGUGCUGCCAAGCCAGCAUUCCACUCCAGAGUCGUACACAGCCUCCAUUGUACGAUCAAGGAGUCUGCUAAUUUACGAAGAGCCCCACCAGUUGGAGGAGCAUUCCAAUCCGGUUCCUGCAGCAGAUCACAGCAGUGUCUGGGACAGGCACACAGAUGCUUCCAAGUACAUGGCAGUGUCACUGGAAUCAGUGCCAGGGACACAGCAAGAUGAAAUCAUGCAGUUCACAAUAGCCAACGAAACGAGAUUAGAGAAAUCAGUGCUGCUGGAGCUUCAGCAGCACAGGGUCAGUUCAGAACUUGAGGCAAAUGAAACACUGAAAAUAAUUGAAAUUGACAGAAGAGUCAAUGCCACCUCUUAAAAGAGGCCUUUUUUCCUGCUUCCUGCCCCGUCUUUCCAACCAAAGUACCCCAACUUGUCACCCUCAGUGAACCAAAGGGCAAAAGAGAGGCAGUCUGCUGACUUCUGAACUGGCUGGAGUUGCUGCAACUUCAGUCAGCAACCAUUGUCCUUAUUCCUCCACUUCUCCCCUCCCUUUUCCUCCCCAACACCACACACACAUCUGUUUUUGCUUUUAUUCCUCUCCCUGACUAAGAACGCAAGGGGAAGGACUGGAUUGUAAGGGCAGCUGGUGUCAAUAAUGUACAGGUGUUUGGUUUGUGUGUGCGCUAGUCAAGAGGGUGGAGAUAUUGAAUAGGGGAGUAGAACAAAUAUAACCCACAGGGAUGUGUGGGUGGUAGGUCACUUGGGAGAAGGAAGAUGAGAGAAAUAAGUGGGCAUAAGAUGACACUGCUCCGAAUUUGGCUGCAGCUCUGUGCCCACCAGUCAGUAGCAGUUGAGCUUUAUGGGGGAGAAGGAGUAGAGAGAUGCCACAGUCCCCGUCUGAAGGCAGGAAAUAUUGAUGCUUUUGACUUAACAGCACAGACAGGAAAAGCUGGUAUGUUGGCCAUGAGGAUUUCCCUGCCUCUUUUUCUGUUCUCCGUCUCCCCUGUAUCACUUGGUGGAUAAGGUUUCUCUACUGGUGCCAUCCUUUUGAAGGAUCCAAGUAAAGAUCAGUUAGUUAGUUCCUGUACCUUUUCUGCCCCUGACUACAUGAAAGAAUUGCACCACUUUAACACAGUUGUUUGAGAAAGUGAUCUGUGCAACCCCUUCAUGUGGAUGCUUUUAAGUCUGUUUAAGACUAGCAUAUUUUUAUCAGUUUGCCUCACUUGAUGGAAGCUGAAUCGCUGUGAGGCUUUCUUAAAAUGAGACAUGAUGGAGUUGCAAAGAUUUAAGUAAAUUGUUUUUUAAAUGCAUUAAGAUGUACCAAUUACACUUUCUCAUGUAGGCAAAGCCUCAAAUUGCUCCAUAUUCUUCCUUUUUCCCUAUUUUCCCAGUACUGUUGUAAAUAGUAUUUAUUAGCUUUCCAACACUUUCUCUGGCAGCCAGGCUGAAGAGAGCCAAGCUCUACAACCUCUAUGAAUGCCUUUGAACAUAAGAAUGCAAAAUUACUGCUGUUGUAGUUUUCUUGAAAUAAUGAUUAGGAAGUACUGAGACUCUAUUUUCCCUCCUUCCCUUCUGUGGGGGUGCAUGAACAUACAGCAGCCAGGUAGAGCAAAGACCAGGGUUAUGUCAUCCCACUGCAAUAGAAUUUGGGUCAGAACAGGCCUAUUAUGCUAGGCACAGUACAACCCAUAAUGUGAGACGGACCUUGUCCUGAGGAGCUUAGUCUAUGUAGACAAGAUAGGGAAAGGAGAGGGCAGAAAUGGAGGGGAAGUGAUUGGCCCAAAGUCAGUGGCAGCUGCAGUGAUAGCAGUCAAAUCUCCUGACUCCCAAUCUCGUGCCUCUCCACUCGACUGUCUUGAUUCUAAAGCACCUAUAUUGUUCCCUUUAACAUGCACUGCCUAGACUGGUCAAUCCUCUCUCAAUGCUAGUUUUGCUUUUGUUUGGGGUUUCCUUUUCACCCUCGUUCAUCCUUUCAGAAACAGCCAGCUCUCCCAGUGAUUGCUGCUGGGGUUUACUUUACACAGACAUGCUAAGUGUGGUGGGUUUGAUCUAAAACUCCGAAUGGAACAGGUUAUUUUGGCUACUUUGCAGUUGACCAACAAGAUAUAACUAAAAACAUUAAAAACAAAACGACCCCCCCCCCUUUUCCAGUAUGAAUAAGGGAAACCUAGAUUAGCUUUAUUUUUUUAAUGUGUAUGGUAAAUAUUUCUAAUUUGUAAAAUUUUUCCAGACCCCCCCGCCUUGUUUUUGUAUUAUAGCUGCAAUGCUGCCUCCUUUGCAUUUCUUAGGUAUUUGUCUUCUCUUUGCUAUCGCAUCUUUUCCCCGUGGGCCUGAUCCAAAGCCCAUUAAAGUUAAAGGAAAGAAUCCUGUUGACUUAGGCUCCAUCUCAGUCCCCACUGUGCCAUGUUCAGACAUGUUUCAAAUGGGUGAGUAUGGAACAUACAUCCUAGUUCCGUUGCUAGAUAUUGGGAUUUGUGUAUGCAGUUGAUGCAUAUAGCUUUCUCAGUUAAACCCCAGUUUCAUCUGUACAGGUGCCUUUCUUCACUUUGGUGUUAACGAGACACAAAUACUGUUGUAAUCAACUACUAAGUAGGUUCCUUCUGGUCAUUGUUGGUCAGUGUUGCUUCUGAGGCAUAUCUACUCUUUAUUAAGGGCUGGCUGGGACAGCCAUGAUCAUUCAGUUGGGCUUUCUAGGCAGGUCUAAUAUCCACAAGCAACCAAUGCACAGCUGCCCUUUCUGGAACUGUGGUUUAAGGUACCAGCAUUAAAAGGAGAGAAGAAAUAGUAGUGUAAGUGGGGGGCAUGAAUGAGACCCAAAUGGUGGCUGCAUUUUGACCACCUGAGGUCAGCAAAGUGAAGGAAAAAAACCUUUGUCAGAGACUGACUGCAUUGGAUGUAGGACACCCAAGGACAACUGGGAAGGCAUGAGUCAGUCAUUUGAGAAUUCACAGAGGUUCUGGUUUCCAGAGCCCUGUUCCUGCCCCAGCUCUGCUUGGCUUUGAGUGAAAAUAUGACUGCUUAGUGUUUUGGCAAACUGGGCCCUAAAUUCUUGAUUGUCUUUGGGAUUAUUUUGCAAAUCUGUUUCUCUUGUGAAAUGUGGAGCAGCAGGUGGAGGCUGAUUUAUCUAAUCUCUCUAGUGCCCAUUACUCUACUUAAUGAACAAGUUAGCUGCCAUUAAAGGGAUGCUGCUAACAGUUUAUCUAGCUAUCUAGCUAUCUAUCUAUCUAUCUAUCUGAAUUCAUUCUUAUUUUUAAAAACACUUAUGAUUAUUAAGACAAUUUCACAAAAACUUGUUCUAAUCAUCAUUAAAGCUGUUUGUUUCCUCUUUGCAAUUCUCUCAGAUUGGGCAUACUAAUCUAAUUUUGAGGGGUGUGACAUCUUUAUUUGAUAUUGGCCUCUGUCUGAGUCGGGCUACAGGAUUAGAUUGCCUGAUCUAUCAGGGAAGUGCUUGCAUUCCUAUGAUAAAGUAGCAGUUCUCUUCCCAUACCCUCUGCACCUCAACCUUGCCUACUGUAAAGCCCCAUGCCUCAAACAUGCCCCUCUUCCCCAGAGACAGUUGAAGCCAUACCCUGUAUCCAGCAUGGGGACAAAAGUGAGAAAACGCAUUCCACAGCUUUGUUGUUGGCUCAACAAUUCAUGAGUGACCUCUAUCUGAAUUCUGGUUCAGUAUAACAGCACAUUAAUAGGAAUUCUUUACAUGUUGGGUUUGGUAUGCAGUAAGCAGGAAGAUCCAGGAUGCAGGUAGCUUUAAGAACUUGGCUGUAUUACAUGCUAUCUUAUCUCUCUGCCAAUAUACAUUAUAGCAAUUGAUAGUCUUUUGGGUGAAAUCUAUUCCCCCUCCCCCCCUACCCACCCCUGCACAAGAUGAGCUGAAGUCUUAUUUAUACAGCACUUAAAUCUCUACAGACUGUUUAAGUCUCUAUGGAAUGCUUAAGUUUUGCUUCAACCCAGAGGACUGAAGUGGUCCCCACUGGCUUACGCUGUUUUAUAUAGCCCUUGUGCUGACUCAAAGCUGUCUACAUGGAACCCUCUGUAUUAAACCAGAUUUUUAUAUACCAAUAAACUUAGCUUUUCUCUUAUGGCUUUCAAAUGUUUCCAGAGCUGUCACAUCUUUAAAUCUAGGUAGUCAAGCUAUGAAGGAAUGUAGGGCAUUACUAUAUAUAUAAAAUGGAAAUAAGCACAAUAAUGGAAAUAAGCACGAAGCAUGUGACUGUUCCAAUCCUAUUACUAUUAUGUAGAUAGUAGGAGGUUUUUUGCUAUUUAUAGUUCUCUGCUAUAAGAUUUACUUUCACCCAUAUUUUUUUUAUCAUACAGGCUAUGCUAAGAUUUGAAUAUGCUAAGAUUUUACAUGGUAUCAGAUAGUAUAGCAUAGCUUUUGUGUACAUCAUUGACAUAUGGCUCUGAUUUGCUGAUGCUGGGUGUCUGGGCCUGUAUCUUUUAUCGGCACAAAUUAUUAGCAUACUACAAGUCUUUUCUUAAUUUUUCUAUUAUAAAGCUGGGAUUCAUUUAAGAUUAAAAUUUACUUCUUCCUCCUCAGCCCUUCCUUUUUAUGAUAACUCAUAUAAAAACUGACUUUUUAGCCAUGGACAUUGUCUAGACACAUUUAGAAUGUAGGUCAAGAAAAUGAGUAAUAUUAAUUUUGCUACAUCAAGAGGGAUCUCCACAGAGUAUUUGGGCUCCAGAUUCUAGCUAGUGCCAAGAGGCCAUAAUACAUAACCUGUGCAUUUAUGGACAGAAGUAUAUUUAGUAUUUUUACACUUUGUGACUUAAAUGUUUCAUUCUCAAGCCAUUAAUUGGAAAAGGAAUGUUUUGACUUUUGAAGGGGAAGUGGUAGGUCAGUGCUUUUACUGAAAGAAGACUGUAUAUUUUAGAGGUGCUACUUUGUAUUUGUUUAAUUAGAAUGUCACUUCCAUAGAAUUUUAGCUUUGUGUUGAAGUCCAUUUACUAUCCAGAUGUUGAGGACAGAUGACUAUUAGGAUUGUAGGGAUACACUGACCACACACAGUUGUAUGUCUGUACAUUGAUCAAUACUACAUAAGGAUUCAGUCAGUGGACCAAAAUAACACAGUUUUCUAACUACUGAUAAAAACUAAAAUCCAACAGAUACACAAUGGCCAUUCAGACUGAGAUUAUGGAUGAGAUCAGGGUUAACGUUUCCUUGAUUUAGUGAAAAUUCCAGAAGUAUAAGAGCAUUUUUUCUCUCUGUAUGGAUAUCACAUGGAACCUGCAUAGUUUUACUAAGGUACAGACCUGGUUUUGCUUUCUGUAUUCUAAGAGUGCCUUGAUUCUUGCAAGAAAUGCUUAUCUGAGAUUAAAAUGGUGCUUGGGUUUUGUCUUAAAUUACUGCCACCAGUCUCUUCUCUGGCCUUUAGUACCCUUCUUGAAACCUGUCCCUUGUUGCAUACAGGGAUGGAGCUGAGGGAAUGUUGGAUUUUCAAAAUCACCUUGGAUUGGGGUGGAAGGGUAGACAGCUGGAGUGACUCCAGUAUCAUAGAGAAAUUUUCAUUCCUCAGUUCUCCAAGCAAUGAAAAAAAUCUGUGUAGGUCAUCAGUUCCUUUCCCACCCCACUGCCUCCUAAUCUUACCUUUUUUGCCUUCCCCAUCCUGUUUAUGGAGAGCAGUAGAUACGAUUAUUUCAUCUUGCUCCAUUUUUCCCCAUACUACAUGGGUCUAACAGUUCUUUUGAUCUUUAAUAGCUCGGAUCUGCAGGGUAAAGUGCGGUGAAGAAAAUAAGAUGGGGAAGGGGAGCAAAAAUGAGGGAGUUGCAAUUAAAAAUUCUGCUUAAAAAUGUCUGGCCUCUGACUUGGACCAUAUUAGAUUCUGUUAGCGAUGCUGAAGUAAGAGACUCUUGUUUCCUUAGCCUCUAUACUUCCCAAUUCUGUGCAUAUUAUAAGUGAUGUAAAAACUCUUAUUCAUAGAUUCAUAGAUGUUAGGGUUGGAAGGGACCUCAAUAGAUCAUCGAGUCCGACCCCCUGCAUAAGCAGGAAAGAGUGCUGGGUCUAGAUGACCCCAGCUAGAUGCUCAUCUAACCUCCUCUUGAAGACCCCCAGGGUAGGGGAGAGCACCACCUCCCUCGGGAGCCCAUUCCAGACCUUGGCCACUUGAACUGUGAAGAAGUUCUUCCUAAUGUCCAAUCUAAAUCUGCUUUCUGCUAGCUUGUGGCCAUUGUUUCUUGUAACCCCCGGGGGCGCCUUGGUGAAUAAAAUCUCACCAAUUCCCUUCUGUGCCCCUGUGAUGAACUUAUAGGCAGCCACAAGGUCGCCUCUCAACCUUCUCUUGCAGAGGCUGAAAAGGUCCAGUUUCUCUAGUCUGUCCUCAUAGGGCUUGGUCUGCAGGCCCUUGACCAUACGAGUUGCCCUUCUCUGGACCCUCUCCAGGUUUUCCGCAUCCUUCUUGAAGUGUGGCGCCCAGAAUUGCACGCAGUACUCCAACUACUCUUUUAGGGGGUUGUUUUCUUUAUAUAUUAAGCAGGGCUGAAUAAAGGGCUAGCUGGUGCACAUUCCAUUGAGUUCAACAGAAAAUUCCUAAAUUUCUGUCUGAGACCCAUUCAAGUUCAAUAUUACAGUUUAUAUCAGCAUUGUUCUCAUUAUCAUAGCAAUGCCUAUCAUAUGUCUGAAACAUGUCUUAUCAACACCUGUAGAGUUUAGCUAAGGACAGACAUUAAGAAGCCUGAGCCUGAAUUGAUUCAGUCUUUGCAGGUUAGUCUAACCUGGCUAGGCUGAACUGGUUUGUAACUGGACAGACAUUCUCUCUGGACUGAGGAAAUUCAGGCACAUGCCUGCAGUAGCUCAGGCUAGAAGCUGGGGGUGGGGUGGGGAGGGGGGUGCUAGAGCAGGCCUCCCUUCCCUUACACAUUGCUGAGUUGAGGGGGGCAUGGCCAGGACCAGGCAGGACCUCUGAUUAGGGAGGUCUGCCUGCACCAUUCAGGCUUUCCCCACCUGGCUAUUCAAGGGGCAGGAGUGUUGUCAGACUUCAGCCCCUGGGUAGCACUCUGAGGCAAGGAGGGCUGUGUGCAGUGCAUGAAUCUGUUGAUGAUAUGGAGCUUUUCAAUCUCCCUCCCUGCUUCUUUAUACUGUCUGCAGCAAACGAACAGGUGAGCAAGCCAGCAGGGGGCUGAUAAGUGAUUAUCACCUCAUCGUCAAAACAAUAGCCUCUCUCCAUUAGUUCAAACUCUUCUUAAACAUCUUACCAGCUGACCUGUUGAUUAGCUCCAAAAAGCCCCAAGUGGUCACUGUUCUGUCUGCCUGUCCCAGUGAAAUUGGAGAGAGACAAACACACAGGCACCUCUCAGCAUUAGGAAGCAUAUCAUGUGCCUAUGGUCUGUGGGGCUGGAGUCUGUGCUGUGGGACAUGGAAGGAGGGGAUUCCUGAUUAAGCAGUGAGGGGGGAGGUAGGGCAGGGGGAAGCCAGUCAGACCCUGCUGUACCUGCAGUCUCUACCGGAGCUCCAGCCAGGGAGCAGAGGGGAGGGGCCAGCCCUGCUGUGGAGCAGAGAGCCCUGAGCAGCCUAGAGAGCAUGCUGGGAUGCUGGGGGUGUCUGGUUUAUCUGAAACCAGCAAGGGGUCUGGGACAGACAUUGCAUAACUUGGUUUGAGCCAAAUCAGUUAAGUCUGAUACUACAUUCAACCAAGUUUAUUUCAAACUGGUUUUGGCCAUUUUCAAAGUGGGUUAUGUGCACUGAACAUCUGUUCUGUUACAGGUUUAAACCAGUUUCUGAUCACUUAAAUUGGUUCAUGUGUAUUGUCUUUCUCUAGCCUUUGUCAGUGAAAUGCCUGGCCCUGCUUAUAGACAGCACUGGAAAGGUACAGGAAGAUCUGCUUGGCUUUACCCUAGCUAGCCUGUGGGUGUCCCUUUCAUUCCAUAGAAUUACAGCCACCAACACAUUUUUUAAGGCUGUAAAUUGGAUAGUUUUAAGCAGUGAAGUCUGGGAAUGACAGUUCAAGGAACACAUUUUGUCUAGAUAGUUUAGUCCAUGAGUUAGAAUCCUCUUUUCUCAGAAAGAGUCACCCACUUAAUCACUUGUCAGGCUCAAUAAGAAAUAAGUUAAUAGAAUUGUAUUUGAUCCUAAUAGGGCCAGGCAGUGAUGCAGUAUGUUUCAAGUUGUAGGUACGUCCUAGGCUCAUUGGGAUUUGGUGAAUUACCUGGUGUCCUUUCUCUGAAAUGGAAUGCGUACCUGGCUAGAGCCAGAAAAUAUCCAAACUAAUACCUAGCAUCACUCUCUAGGACCUGUGCCUUCAGCAUGUGGUAAAAUAUCCCAUGUGGGUAUGCAUACAUAUGUGCAGAUAGUGACCAAAUAAAUGAUUCGCAGAUGCAUUUUAAAUAAAGUAACGGGGUAUUAAAAUAUGGCAAUUAUUCUGUACGAGGCAAGAACAGAACCUACAGUGUCUUUCUCUAAACUGUAUCAGUCUCUUUUUGGCUUUAGAGCCAUCUACGUUCCUUUGCUAAAUGUGUGUGUAACUCCAUGUGUUGAAUAUUCUCCCCCCCUACAGCCUCCCCCCCCAAAUUUCUCUACAUGCACUGUUCAUCAGAAGGUUUCCCUCUCUUCCCCCUCUUCCCCCCCCCCCCCCCCAGGCAUUUACACUGCAGAUGCAUCUCGGUGUAAAGAACCUGUUUACCUUUAGAAUCAAGCAAACAAUUAUUACAAUGAAAAAUAGAUUUUGUGCUUUCAUAGACAUUAUAUGUAUGUAGUUAUGUAAAACUGAGUAUGUUAUGCUUCUCAUUUCUUGCAAAUAAAUAUUUUCCUUAGAAAAAAUUAAAACUCCUCUUUCUGCCUCCCUAUUUAUUUUAAUCUGGGCUCUUGUAUGUUGAAAGUACAGGACCAUGUGCUAUACAUCUGACUUUUUUUAAACCUGAUUAUCUAAUAUGUCACUCAACUGAGAGAAGAGAUUAAAAGCAAUGGGGGGUGUGUGUGUGUGUGUGUGUGUGUGUGUGUGUUACAGUAGCUGUCUACCUCUUUUUCUACUAAGAUUGCUGAAACUGGAGAAUCAUUUGUUAAUCAUGAUGGGGGUUGAGAAGGGGUUAGUAGCAUUUCAUAAUAUUAAUAACUUUGUUAUGCAAUAUAGCUACAUAAAAACUAUGUUAAUUUAUAGAAAGGAGGUUCCAGUAAUGUUUAAGGUACCUUGGCUGUGAGGGGCAAAUCCUCAGCUGGUGUAAGUUGACCGCAACUUAACUGGCAUGCAUUCAGUUCACACUUGCUGUUGGUCUGUCCUGUUUGUUCAGUGCUUUGUGAUGGUGAAGGCUCCCAAUCACCGCUUAUGCACUGUCUUGACAUAUACUGCAUUAAGUGAGUAGGUGGAUGAAGAAGUUCCACCUCUUGAUUUAACGGAGCCAUUGUAGGACAGGGCAUGUACCACAUCAUCCUUUUCCAAAAGAACUGAAUGAAAUUGCUGGUAAGUCAGUGUACAUGGGUACUAUCUUUGACCUUUAUUCUGCUUCCAGUAGUCCUACCCAGUUCAAAUUCAACCUCUCCUGACAGAGAUUAUAUUUACAGGAAUAAUUGCCUUUUGGUGCUCCACUUAAAAAUGUUCACUAUCAUUUUCAAGUUACAGCUGUCUUGUUUCUGUUCUGCAGGAUAUAUAAGUUGUUCUUGUGUGAUGGAAGGGUAAGAACAUUCAUUGCAUAUGGCCAAGUCCGUGUCCUCCAUCCUCCGUCCCACUCCCCUCCCCGUGAUGAUGUUGGCAGUCUAGGGUGUUUAGAAACUGAAGGACAUCAUUCAGUUAUGAAGCUAUCACUUGCAGAGGUUGUUUUGUCACUAGUGCAGUUUAUUAAUGCCAAAUAAGGUCAGGAUCCCACUGGGCUGAGUGUGCUGUACGUACUGAUAUACGUUGUGCAAUCUAAACAGCCAAGAGAAAGGCUAGAAGAAUAGAGGUAAUAUUUAUUCCCAAUUUAGACAUGAGAAGCUGGCAUGAUGUGUUACCUAUGGACACCCAACAUGAUACACUGUAAAGGGACCUGGUUUUUAGAUGAUAGGAGCUUCACACCCUGAAAAUGAGAACAUCUUAAACUGUAUCAUGCUGGGUAACUACAAUAACCAGAUCUUUCUGAAAAUAUUCUCCAGGCUAGAGAGGUUAAGUGACCCGCCCAAGGUCAUGCAAGAAGGCUGUGGCAAAAGUGGGAAUAGAGCCUAGGUCUCCUGAGUCCCAAUUUGCAUUGGGUACCCUGCCUGAUGAAAUGGGAGUACAAAAUCUGAUUGAUAUGUUUUCCUUCCCCCUACACUUAUGUUCCAUUUGCAUGUAAUUGUGUAGCAGAAUAAUUUCUUGAUGAAGGAUCUGUGACAGCAACUGCUCCAUUGCCCCAGAUUGUGAAGCACAGGGAUGUUGUUGCUGCCCAGAAGCACUUCAUUGAACAACCUGGCAGCUGCAGCAAAGGAUUAAGGAGCUCUUACUAAAGUAGCUUUCAGUCAAUUGCCAGGACAGCAGAUGAGUUAUAGGAUCCCAAUUAAAAUUUGGAUGUAGGUCUGCCUAAUUGGCUUGUGCACCUGAAUGGUAGUUUGGUUAGUCUUCCCUGGGAAGGAGGGAACAGAGGUUGUAGUGUGUCCUUGUCAGAGUUCUUAGAAUUAAUUCAGUUAAGCUGGGGGCCUCCACUACAGAAAGGAUGUGGACAAAUUGGAGAGAGCCCAGUGGAGGGCAACAAAAAUGGUGAGGGGCUGGGGCACACGACUUUCGAAGAAAGAUUGAGGGAACUGGGCUAAUUUAGUUUGGAGAAGAGGAGACUGAGAGGGGACUUAGUAACAGCCUUCAACAACCUGAAGCGGGAUUUGAAAGACGAUGGAGCUAGACUGUUCUCAGUGGUGGCAGAUGACAGAAUAAGUAACAAUGGUCUCAAGCUGCAGCAAGGGAAGUUCAGGUUAGAUAUUAGGAAGAAUUUUCUCACUAGGAGGGUAGUAAAACAGAACAGGUUACCCAAGGAGGUGGAGGAAGCUCCAUCCUUAGAGGUUUUCAAAACCUGGCUAGACAAAGCUUUGGCUGGGGUGAUCUAGUUGGGGAUGGUCCUGCUUUGAGCAGGGGGUUGGACUAGAUGACCUCCUGAGGUCCCUUCCACUCCUAAUUUUCUAUGGUUCUUUAUAACUUUUGGUGAGAUUUGAUCAUUAUGGUGCCCCAUGACCAGUGGUGUCCCCCAAGGGUCUGUCCUUGGACCGGUUCUGUUUAACAUCUUUAUCAACAAUGUGGACAUUGGUGUCAGAAGCGCACUGGCUAAGUUUGCUGAUUACACUAAACUUUGGGGCAUAGCAUCCACACCUGAGAACAGGCUAACGAUCCAGGCUGACUUGGAUAAACUUAGUAAGUGGGCGGAUACAAAACUGAUGAUGUUCAAUACUGAUAAAUGUAAGGUACUCCACCUUGGGGGGGACCCACAGCAUGCUUAUAGGUUUGGCAGUGCUAUGCUUGCUAGCACCAUGGCUGAAAGAGACUUGGGGAUCAUGAUUGACCACAAGAUGAACCUGAGCCACCAAUGUGAUGUUGCAGCUGGCAAAGCAAACAAAACUCUGGCUUGCAUCUAUAGAUGCUUCUCAAGUAAAUCUUAGGAUGUCAUCCUCCUGCUGUACUCAGCCUUGGUGAGGCUGUAGCUGGUGUACUGCAUCCAAUUCUGGGCUCCGCAAUUCAAGAAGGAUGUUGAAGCUUGAGAGUCCAGAGGAGAGCCACAUGCAUGAUCGGAGGGCAAAAGAAUAGGCCUUAUGAUAAGAGGUUGAGAGCCAUGGGACUCUUCAGCCUGGACAAGUGCAGGCUCAGGGAGGACCUGGUGGCUGUUUAUAAGUACAUAAGGGGUGUGCGUCAGGAUCUGGGAGAACAUCUGUUCACAAGAGUGCCCCAAGGAAAAACAAGAACCAAUAGUCAUAAACUGCUCCAAGACUGUUUUAGGGUGGACAUAAGGAAAAAUUUCUUUACUGUCCGAGCCCCCAAAGCCUGGAAUAGACUCCCUCCAGAAGUGGUGCAGGCACCUACUCGACUCAUUUAAGAAACGUUUGGAUGUUUAUCUUGCUGGCAUCCUUUGACCCUAGCUGACUUCCUGCCCCUGGAGCAGGGGGCUGGACUUGAUGAUCUUUGAGAUCCCUUCCAGCCCUAAUGUCUAUGAAGUCUGUGGUUACAUCAGAUACCCACACAGGUUGACUCGCAAGUGAGGUUAAGUUCACACCUUGUCACUUUUUCCAGUACAAGCUGUCCUUUGUAAAACAUAUUGUUGUCUUUCUUGGGCCCUUAUUCUGCUUGCCUUAUUCAUACUGAAUGACACUUUUCUCCCUGAUUAGUCCCACUGAAGUUGAUAAGGGCAGAUGUUUGAAUUUGGCUUUGAACACUAAUGACAUCAUUGUUUGGUUUAUGAGGCUUAUCCUUUGCUGUUAUGUCUUGCCACAAAUACUGUGAAGCAGAGAUCCUUCCCCAGUUGCUUAGAUUGUACAAUGUUGCACUGUAGUCUGAUCCCUUUUGAAAAAUAUAGAGUGUGUCAACUUAAAGUUCAUGCAUCGUGAACAUAUGCAUCCAUCUUCUGUCAUGAACCAGGCUGUUCGGAUGGUGGCAUGGCCUAGUGAACUGAACACUGCUGAACUGGGACUCAGGGGACUAGCUUCCAUUUCCAGCUCUGCUACUGAUCUGUUUGUUGACUUUGCAAUCACUUUGCUUCCAUGUAAAAUUAGGAUAAUGAUACCUACCUCCUGGGGAAAAGUGCUAUAAAAGAGCUAGGCAUGAUUAGAAACGAAAACAUUUGCAAAGCUAUUGAUUAUGUUCUUUGUUUAUAUACUGCAUUCCUCUUAUCCUGAAUUUUGAAAAGUCAGGUUAAUUAAUCAGUUUAAUGUUAAGCUUCUUAGUGCUGUUGUCUGUGGGUUUCCAAUACUGCAGAGGAUAUCAAUCUUUUUAAAAGUUUUAUGAAUUUAAGUUGCAAAAUGGUUUUUAUUAGUAUACAUUUUAUAUUUAAGUAUGUAACAAAUUAUUAUGUAAAGUUAGUUUUUAAAAGCAUGUGUUUCGUACAAGGCAAAAAUAUUCAUGUUUUAAUCUUGCAGAUAUGACUUUUUCCCCAAUAAAUCUUUUUUAUAUUUC
Molecule: messenger RNA, 14539 nt
Organism: Alligator mississippiensis (American alligator)
Lineage: Eukaryota; Metazoa; Chordata; Crocodylia; Alligatoridae
Gene: CREB3L2
Product: cAMP responsive element binding protein 3 like 2
Exons: 12
Coding region: 331-1890 (519 amino acids)
Biological process (GO): regulation of transcription by RNA polymerase II
Molecular function (GO): cAMP response element binding; DNA-binding transcription factor activity, RNA polymerase II-specific
Source: RefSeq, a predicted model, not a curated record